UAAUGAUUGCUAAGAGAUGGAUGUGUUGUGUUUUGUUUUCUUGGCUCUCCUCGAUCUUUGCUUUUGCGGCAAAUCAUCUUUUUCUCCUCCUAACAUCGUUGUUGUGAUCGCUGACGAUAUGGGAUGGAACGAUGUGGGAUUGCACGGAUCCACGCAAAUUUCCACCCCGAACAUCGACUCUCUAGGUCUGAACGGCGUCAUCUUCGAUAAGCAUUACGCGCAGCAGAGUUGCACACCAUCGAGGGCGGCUUUCUUAACCGGAAGUUACCCGAUUCACACCGGAUAUCAAGGGAUUCCCAUACUGCCAGGAGAGAUUCGAUCUAUCCCACACGAUCUUCCGAAUCUACCAAAAGCCCUCCAAAGUUUAGGAUACAGCACGCACGCAGCAAAUGGCAUUUGGGAUCCGCUUCCAAAUCGCACACACCUUUGAGUUACGGCUACGAUUCGCAUUACGGCUACUGGGAAGGCUUCAUCGGUUACUUCAAUCAUUCUCUAGACACCAAGGGUCUGACUGGACAGAAUUUCUACAGCAAUUAUCAACCGUUACCCAACGUUACCGGGCAUUACGUAACUGAUCUUCUGACAAGAAAAGCGAUGGAUAUUACCGAAAAUCGAGACGUAUCCGAUUCGUACGAAGCAUCGGAAUAAUAUGGUAAUUAUUGAUGCAAAUAGUGUACAAAUGUAAACAAAUAUA
This is a messenger RNA of Nicrophorus vespilloides, 694 nucleotides long. RefSeq names its product arylsulfatase B-like. The record is from RefSeq and is a predicted model, not a curated record. NCBI's taxonomy places the organism in Eukaryota, Metazoa, Arthropoda, Insecta, Coleoptera, Silphidae. The transcript is spliced from 3 exons. The coding region runs from base 17 to 430 and encodes 137 amino acids.